This is a messenger RNA of Chanos chanos (milkfish), 1041 nucleotides long. It is a transcript of the gene mtnr1al, whose product is annotated as melatonin receptor type 1A like. Bases 1 to 1041 code for a protein of 346 amino acids. The record is from RefSeq and is a predicted model, not a curated record. Gene Ontology annotation, molecular function: melatonin receptor activity. Gene Ontology annotation, cellular component: plasma membrane. Gene Ontology annotation, biological process: G protein-coupled receptor signaling pathway. NCBI's taxonomy places the organism in Eukaryota, Metazoa, Chordata, Actinopteri, Gonorynchiformes, Chanidae. The transcript has 2 exons.
AUGCAGGAACGACUGACUGGAUGCAAGUGGUACGGAGGGCUAUGCCGCUCUGAAGUAUCCCAUGGAUCUGAGGAUGAAGUGAGCAUGGUGGAGGGAACAAAUGCCCCUUUAAAAAACAUUUCGUCUGGGAAUGAGGAAAGCCAGUACCCUCCAUUUCCAUGGGUGGUUACCAUACUCGCCAGUGUCCUGAUCACCACCAUUAUUGUUGAUAUACUGGGCAACCUAUUGGUCAUCGUCUCAGUCUUCAGAAACAGAAAACUCAGGAAAGCAGGCAAUGCUUUUGUGGUGAGUUUGGCAGUCGCAGAUCUCGUGGUAGCCAUUUAUCCAUACCCUCUGGUCCUGACGGCGAUCUUCCACGAUCGGUGGAUUGCUGGUAACAUCCACUGCCAAAUCAGUGGCUUCCUAAUGGGCCUGAGUGUCAUCGGCUCCAUCUUCAACAUCACGGGUAUAGCCAUCAACCGUUACUGCUACAUCUGCCACAGCCUCAAGUACGACAAGAUCUUCUCCAACAGGAACACCGUGUGCUACGUUGUCCUGGUCUGGACGCUCACCGUUCUGGCCAUUGUGCCCAACUGGUUUGUGGAGUCCCUGCAGUACGACCCGCGGGUCUACUCCUGCACCUUCGCCCAGUCCGUCAGUUCGCUGUACACCAUCACGGUGGUCGUCGUGCACUUCAUCCUGCCCAUCAGCAUCGUCACCUACUGCUACCUGCGCAUCUGGAUCCUCGUCAUCCAGGUGCGCAAGCGGGUCAAGCCGGACAGCCGGCCCAAGAUCAAGCCCCAUGACUUCCGCAACUUCCUAACCAUGUUCGUGGUGUUUGUGCUGUUCGCCGUGUGCUGGGCUCCGUUGAACUUUAUCGGCCUGGCGGUGGCUCUCCAGCCCAGACUGAGUCAAGCCAUACCCGAGUGGCUCUUCACAGCCAGCUACUUCAUGGCCUACUUCAACAGCUGUCUGAACGCUGUCAUCUACGGCGUACUCAACCACAAUUUCCGAAAGGAAUACAAAAGGAUUAUUCUCGCUGUUUUCAAGUUCCACUGCUGA